CUGCAUCGAGCAAAAAUGCCAAAACAGGCACUCACCGUUUAGUUGAUAACUUCUAAAGUUUUAGUUCAAUAAACAUAAAAAAAAUACAUUUACCAUCACAAUGAAUAUGUUAAGAAUUAGUCCGUGGAAAAAACUAAAAAAUAUCAAUAUAUAAGCCUACAUAAUUACGUAAAGUUGGUCGAAAACUGCCAAAACGUAUGCUGCCGUUAAGGGCUUUUUUAUUUGAUAAAAGUUGAAAACUAACAAUAUUUUCAAUUGACACAAUACCUUAAUGUCUAAUGUACAGUUUGUCCGUUUUAAAUAUUUAAAUUAUUGUCCGAUUAUUUAAAUACGUAUUUAUCAAAUAGUGUAUAAAAAUCUCCAUACAUUUUACUAUGGCGGCCGCGCGUCGAUUUAAAUAUACAGCGCGCGGGCUCAGCGCUUCAGUCGGCCACAAGAGUUCAGAGUGAUCUCACGUCACUUUUUUACCGAAAAAUAUUCCCGUCGCACGCCGGCCUAACGCCCCGUCGUCUAGUGAACGCCACGGUAAAACGAGGUAAGUAUUCUUUUGGAAUUUUUCAAGUCUAAUCAAGUAUGAAUUAUUUUACUUUAUUGUCUUAAUAUUUUUUUUUUUAUUUCAGUAAAAUGGGGAAACGUAAACAAAAAUAUUAUAAAUUAGUCAGCAAAUCGAAAUUCAAGAAAAAAGAGACUAUAAUUAAGUAUGUAUAAAUUUUUAUGUUUUUUGUGUGUGUAAGUGGCUAACACUGGUGUUAGAUUUUUAAUGCUGCCAUUGCUCUCUCUUUGGGCAGUAUGCAUAAUGCCCAAAUUAUCAUUUGGUCGAUAACAUAAUAUAUAUCAGCAUCAAAUAUUGUCACAAAAAUGACAUUUUUGUUUUUCUCAGAUUUCUAGACUAGUGCAAGAACUUCAUGAUUUGGUCCAUUAUUUAUUGAUUUCACAUGCCCCAAACUCUUUUCAGGCACCAGGUUAUUUUGAUUGAUUCAGCCUGCAUGAUGGUUCUUCUUUCAAGUGACUGACGAUUUUCUUCACAAAAAGUUAUGCUUUUUAAGUGCUCUGUUUUGGAAAAUUUAAAAUCUGCAUCGCUUAGGUCAGGUUUUUGACAAUCCUCGCCAUUAUUUUCAUUGCUGGUACAAUAUUUUCUUCUGCCGCUUCAUUUUCAGUAAGUUUCUUGCAAAUAAUACGGUUUGCAUGAAGCAUGACGACAUUAUCAACCAUCAUCGUCAAGUAUUGUCCUAAAAAAUUUUUUUGUAUUUGUCAGGUUUUUGAAUACUCGUUGUACCCUAUUACAUACAACUAUGAUAAUAAUAAAUGUCUAACUUACAAUUUUUAUAUUUUAUGAAUAGAAACAAAGCAGGCAACGAAGAUGGUGAAGCGCCAAACAGUUUAGGCUUGAACAUAUCAGACAUUGAUAAACAGGAAUCACUAGAAGAUACAUCUGAUACUAAACUUAUUAUAGAAAAGGAAAAUGAAGAGCAAGAGGAAAUUGUAAUAACUGGAAAUAGAAUUAUAGAUUUUGCGUACAUUUUUCAACAACUACAACAAAUUUCUAAUCAUAGCACGGCAUUUGGUUGUAAUUUAAAUUGCUUAAAACUUAAGAAAGAAGUAAAAAAAGGGUUUCGUUCAAUAUUUCAUUUUAAAUGUCAAAUGUGUAAUGAGUCAUUCAAAUUAAAAAAUUGUCCUGAUUCUGAUAACAACAUGGAUCUCGACCUAAACGAUAAUGUUGUAAGCAGUUUUAUGUCUAUAGGUGCGGGGUUUUCAGGAUUGGAACUUGUUUCAGCCAGUCUCAACAUACCAUGUAUGUCUGAUAAAUUAUAUGCAAAGUGCCAUACCAAGGUCUGCGAAUUAUGGGAACUAGCGAAAGAAAAAAGCAUGGCAGAUGCAGCUAAAGAAGAGUAUGAUUUAGCUAUAAUUAAUGGAGAAGUUGAUUCAAAUGGAAUACCAAUGAUAACAGUGGUUGCAGAUGCUUGCUGGUCAAAAAGAUCAUACAGAAAAAACUUUAAUGCAUUGUCAGGUGCCGCUGUAAUAAUAGGGUAUAAGACGAAAAAAGUUUUGUAUAUGGCGGUGAAAAAUAAAUAUUGCAUGGUUUGUGCUCGAGCGGAAAAUAAAAAAGAGGCAACACCAGAGCACAUUUGUUUUAAAAAUUAUACGGGUUCCUCGAGCGGUAUGGAAGCAACAGCCUUGGUUGAAGGAUUUAAAACUUCCGUAGAAACGCACAAAUUGAUAUACUCUAGACUUAUAGCUGAUGGGGAUUCAAGUACACAUAGCAACAUUUUAAGAGCUAAACCUUAUGGAAAUUUGUUAGUGGAAAAGAUUGAGUGCACCAAUCAUCUAUUAAGGAAUUACUGUACGAAGUUGGACGAGCUGACCAGGAAUACAAACUACCCAAUAAAGUAUCGAAGAGCUGUACAAAACAAUAUAUUGCGUUUGAGGCGGUGUGUUAAUGGAGCAGUAAAACAUAUAGGUGCUAAAAAUAUAACUUUUGAGGAAAAAGUUCUUGAACUAAAAAAUGAUUUGUUGAAUGCGCCGCAUCAUGUCUUUGGUAACCAUGCUUCAUGCAAACCGUAUUAUUGCAAGAAACUUAUCGAAGAUGAAGCGCCAGAAGAAAAUGUUGUGCUAGCAAUGAAAAGUAAAGACGGUGGUUUUAUUUUUUCAGCCAUAACAAAAAUCCUUUCUAGGUUGGUGAAUAAUGCAAAAAGUCUAAUACACUGUGUGAAUAGCAAUAUAGCAGAGGUUUUCAAUAGUAUUAUUGCUAAGUUUAUUGGAGGAAAACGCAUUAAUUAUUCGGGCAGACAGUCAUAUUCUGGAAGAUGUGCAGCAUCAGUUGUUUCCUUUAAUUCAAAGCAACCACAAACUUACAUCAAUAAAAAUAUAUUUUUGCGAAGUCCAAAUAAAUUAAUUAAACGUCUUGAAAUGCAAAGGAAUUUGAAGAGAAUGUCUUCCGUAAAACGGAUAAUUUUUAAAUGUCGCAAAUCUAACCAAAAUCGCAAAAAGUCUAAUAAUCGAAAUAAUGACGAAAACUAUGGCGAGGCUUGUCAAAAACCUGACUUAAGUGAGGCUGAUUUUGAUUUUGCCAAAACAGAGCACUUAAAAACCAUGACUUUAAGUGAAGAAGACCGUCAGGCACUAGAAAGAAGAACUAUCUUGCAGGCUGAAUCUAUGGAAUGGCGCCAAGAAAGGAAACUACGUCUUACGGCUUCUGUGUUUGGCAAAGUGUGCAAACGAGGACUUAUUAAAUGUGGACCUUUAGUUAAAAAUCUGGUGACUGAAAAGAAUUUGGAGCAUGUCAAAUCAAUUAGUUAUGGACAAAGUCAUGAAGCUCUUGCACGCGAACAACUAGAAUGUCAUCUAAAGAAGCCUAUUAGAUCGUGUGGUCUAUUUAUUGACCAAAAUUUGCCAUUCUUAGGUGCAAGCCCAGAUGGACUUGUGGAAGACGAUAAAAUUGUGGAAAUAAAAUGUCCAUAUGCGGCUCGGGAUCUAAGUGUCGACGAUGCUAUUAAAACGAAAAAAAUUCUUUUUUGGAAAAUCAGUAAAGACGGAAAUACUGUUUUAAAUAAAAGACAUGAUUGGUUUUUCCAAGCGCAGGGACAAAUUCACAUUGCACAACGAAAAACAUGCAUAUUUGCUGUUUGGACAAAUGUAGAUAUGAAGAUAGAAAUGAUAGAAGAAGAUUUACUUUUUUGGAAUGAUAUGGAAGAAAAAUUAAUAAAGUUUUAUUUUAGUUGCCUCCUUCCAGAACUAAUUGAUUCAAGAUUAGAUAGACAGAUGGAAAUUAAAGAACCGAAACAUAUUCUGGAAGCAAUUGAAAAUAGAAACACUAAAGAAGUUAAGCGGAAACUAGAUGAAACAACCAGAGAAACAAAACGGAAACGAAAAAAAUAAGAUAAGCGAGUACCCAAUGAAACUAAUUCAAAAUAAGUUUGCCUUACCUGAUUACUUAAUUUUACUUGAGAGACGGUACCCUCCUUUUUUUAGAAAAUUAAUUGUUUGUUUGUUAGUUAUGCGUCACUUUCCUAGACGGACUUCACCUUAAGCUUUAACUCCAAAUCCGCUGACCCGCUUUUCAUGAAAUUUGGUAAAAAGAUAGACACUAAUGCUUGAGAAAGGACGCGAAUAAAAACCUCUUUUGUGUAUAAGUCGGUUAAUUAAAUGAACGCAUAAGAUUUUAAAACCUUAACUUUUGUUAUAAAAUUUAAUUCAGUUUUUUAAUUUGCUAAUUGCAAUAUAAUAAUAAAUAAAUAAAGAUAAAUAGGGAUAAAUCACACAGAUUGAGUUGUCUGAAAGUAAGUUUAAAACUUGUUUAUGGAAUACUAACUCAAGGAUACUAUAUUUUAUAACAUAAAUAUAUAUAUAUAUAUAUAACAUUCAUUUAAAUCUCAUAUAAUUAUAUUAAUCUGAACAAUGUAUUCUCUCGUCCACAUCCUAUUCUAAGUUUAAUUGAUAUUGUGAAGUUGACGUUGUUGAAGAAAAUGCUGCAGUGCAGUUUGUUACCGCUUCUUCUGCACUUACGCCUUGGAAGCGGCAGUAAACUUAGUUUUAAGUAAUUUAUUUGACGUCAACCAAUGUUGUUAAACCAUACGUUUUGACAAUUAUUAAGCGAUACGAAGUAUCCUAUAAUAAUGAAUAAAAAUUUUGAAUUUGUAUUUAAGACCCAGGCCAAUCUGAAAAAAGAUAAUUUUCUAUGUUGACCUGACCAGGGUUCAAAUAAGUUCAAACCCGUAUUUGUAAUAGAAGUAUACUUAUGUCAACUGUACUUCUUUCGGUGUAAUGAAACUAGGUAGGUUUAAAAUAAAAUAAUAUUAUACACUAGUAUUGUGUUUUAUUUACGACUUUAAUUAUUUUUAAAAUAAUGACUUAUGCUAUUUUCCCUUCGGUCGUUCCGAUCCAAGCACACGGACACUCGCUGAUGUGUGCGUUACGCACACUACUAGAUAAAUACCUAAACAGAGUCCCUGUGAUAUGCUCGGUGCAGUCUUA
This is a messenger RNA of Amyelois transitella, 4971 nucleotides long. RefSeq lists its product as uncharacterized. The transcript has 2 exons. Lineage: Eukaryota; Metazoa; Arthropoda; Insecta; Lepidoptera; Pyralidae. The coding region runs from base 1306 to 3876 and encodes 856 amino acids. The record is from RefSeq and is a predicted model, not a curated record.